Ilex paraguariensis (yerba mate) is the source of this 1199-nucleotide messenger RNA. NCBI's taxonomy places the organism in Eukaryota, Viridiplantae, Streptophyta, Magnoliopsida, Aquifoliales, Aquifoliaceae. The record is from the annotation of a GenBank genome assembly.
GUCAUCCUUCCAGUCCCUCUAUCCGUUCCUUGUCAAAUAUGCAUGAAGUAGAGGGCACAAUGGUCUUUCUGUGACAAGCAUCCAUCCAUCACACGUCACAGUCUCUCCCUUUCCGUUGUAGCCCUAAAUUAAAACCCAGUACUCUCUCUUUCUGUUAUUUUCUGGAUCAGUUGCGGAGGGUUUUUAGUAACAAAAAAUGGGAAGAGAAAUAGAGAAGGGUGGUCAAAAGCAGCAGCAACAGACGGCGGCGUCGUACACGGUGGAGCACCUGGUUGCCGUCAAUCCUUAUAAUCCCGACAUCCUUCCCGAUCUCGAAAACUAUGUCAACGAGCAGGUUUCAUCACAAACAUACAGCUUGGAUGCUAAUCUUUGUCUUCUCCGCCUCUAUCAGUUUGAGCCAGAAAGAAUGAGUACCCAAAUUGUUGCCCGCGUUUUGGUUAAGGCUCUUAUGGCAAUGCCAGCUCCAGAUUUCAGCCUUUGUCUCUUUUUAAUCCCAGAACGAGUGCAAAUGGAGGAUCAAUUCAAGACUCUAAUUGUUCUCUCACACUAUUUGGAGACAGCAAGAUUCCAUCAGUUCUGGGAUGAAGCAGCUAAAAACCGCCACAUAGUUGAAGUUGUGCCUGGAUUUGAACAAGCAAUUCAAGCCUAUGCAAUUCAUGUCCUUUCACUGACUUACCAAAAGGUUCCGAGGUCUGUUCUUGCUGAGGCCAUAAACAUAGAAGGUCUAUCUCUGGACAAGUUCCUUGAGCACCAGGUAGCAAACUUUGGUUGGGUUCUUGAGAAAGGUCAAGGUAGGGGCCAACUCAUUGCCCUACCUCACAAUGAGUUCAACCAUCCAGAGCUAAAGAAGAGUACUGCUGAUAGCAUUGUGUUGGAGCACAUUACCCGUAUCUUCCCCAUUCUUGGCUGAGCUAUGGACAGGAGGAUACUGGAAUGUUAAAUGUUUUCUUGUUUUAAGCAGCUUAUUGGGAGUACAAUUAUCUAAUUGAGUUGUAGCACCACCUUUUGAAUCUGAGGCACAUGCAUAGAUGUUCCAUUUUGAGUAACUCAGUAACCUUGCCCUUUUUAUAUGCAAAUUGCAAACUGUGGUCUUUUGAUGUUGGGAAACGUUUAAUUUACUAAAAUGAUAGAUUUGUGGCCUUAUGCCAAGCUCUUUUCAUAGGAUAUAUACCAGUUGUUAUACUGAUUUUCUACCCAAG